UCUUAUCCUCCCCCUUCAGCCCGUCCCGGUCUGGCUCCUGGUUCUUCCCCUCUCUUCCUCCUCUGGAAUUCAUAUUCCCUGGAGUCACUCCUCGCUCCUGCAGCUCAUUUCUGUGCUGCGAGGUCAGCAGUCUCAGCCGAGGAAUUCAUGAGGAAGACUGGACUUGGAGUAAGUGGACGUAUCCUCGAUCGGCCGGACCUCCCUCGCCAUCCUUCUCCCCCGUCCAUCUGAGCGCUGCACCUGUUCUGACUCGUCGGCCAGGUGAAGGGGAAUCUCUGCGCUGUUGUUUCAGCUGACCACUGGCUUGGGGGCAAUUAAAGCGUUUCAUUUGGUUGGACCGCUCCUUUGCUGUGUAUCACCGCCUGUCUCCCUUUAACCCACCUCCCCUCCCCUCCCUCCCCUCCUCCCUCUGCAAGUCAGUCUAGCCCAGUCUGAGUCUUCUGCACAAACUCCUCUGCUGGAGUCAAAGUAGGAAGAAGCAGGGGAUAAAGGUGAAGAGGAGGUCCUCACAGAGUUGGUCUGCUCUCUGCGGUGAAGAACUCCAGCAACUAUGAGAGACCAGACUGUGGUUGGCUCUGUGGUUCUUUUGGCCCUCUGCUGCCUGCUGCUCCCCAGGCGAGGAGACAGCGCUGGUGGGAUUGUGUCUGUCCAGCAGACGCGCGAGGAUCAACCGGACUCGCAGCUUGACCUGUCCCUGGAUAGAGAUGAUGGACAAGUGGUGGAUUCAGAAGGACUGAGGAGGAUCACAAGGGACACACCGGAGGUGCCACAGACAGGACGAGUAAGGAGGGCACCGCAAGAUGGCAAAAAGAAGAAGGAUAAGAAGAAGAACAAAGAGCCUAAAGAUCCUGGUGCCACCAAGAAACCCAAGAGUGAGAAGAAAGGGAAGAAGAAAGACAAACAAAAGAUAACCACAACAACACAGCCCCCCACCACAACAGCAUCACCAACUGAGCCGCCCACCCAACCAGAGACCUACACUGACUACUCCUACCCUGACAUUGAGGAUGAUUACUGGAAGUCAGAAGAUGACUACUGGGAGGCCGACCCCACACCAGCCAGGCCUCAGCCUGAGACCCAGACUACAGACCUUCCAUACUCCUACUGGAAUCCUGAUGAGGAAGGCACUGCUGCCACGGUCACAGAUGAAGAUGGAGAUUACUGGAAACCCGAGGAGAAGGAUCCGUACAUCGCUGUCACUGAUGGCUACGAUGACUACUGGAAACCAGAUGAAAAAGAACCAGAACCGACAGCGACCGAUAGCUAUGACGAUUACUGGAAGCCAGAUGAAAAAGAAGCAGAACCGACGCCGACUGACAUCUACGAUGAUUACUGGAAACCAGAUGAGGUUGAUCCAGUUUCAACUGUGACCGACAACUAUGAUGACUACUGGACUCCAGAGGAGAAAGAUCCGUACGCAUCUGUGACCGACAGCUAUUCGAAGGCAGUGGAGCCGACGCCGCCUGCUCCUGAGGUGGACGGCAAUGCUGGGACGGAUGACAGCGAUUACUGGGAUGCCACAUUUGAGGUUCCAGAUAACCUUCCCUUCCCAGAUGGUAAAGAAGUCAGUCCUGAGAUCACGGUCGAGAAUCUACCAGAGGAGGCCACAUCUGUCCCGCCGAGGGAGACGUGGUAUGACGACUACGACGACUAUUCAAGUAGGAAAGUGGACGAGGCUGAAGAGAAGUGGAUGGAGAGAGAAAGGGAGAGAGCAGCCAAGGAGAGAGAGAGAGAAGCCCGAGAGCGAGAAGAGAGACUGAGGGAGGCAGAAGAACGGGCCAAGAAAAGACCAAAAGUAUUUAAGGAGCCAAAGAAGUGUCCUCCGCUGGGGAUGGAGUCGCACAAGAUCGAGUCGGACCAGCUCUCGGCCUCCUCCGUCUUGCAGUACAGUUUCUCCCCUCAGCGGGCUCGUCUCAACACGCAGGGCUCUGAUGAUGAGGACAACGUCAGAGGUGGCGCCUGGUGUGCAAACUCAGAGGACAGAAUCCAUUGGUUCGAGAUAGACGCACGCAGAGAGACGGAGUUCACCGGAGUCAUCACGCAGGGACGAAACUCCAAAAAUGAGAGCGACUAUGUGACCUCCUACUUCCUGGCCUUCAGCAACGACAGCAGAGAGUGGACCACCAUCCAUGAUGGUUACACUGACUGGCUGUUUUUUGGAAACAGUGACGCAGAGACCCCAGUGAUGAAUCAGCUAGCAGCGCCGGUGGUGGCUCGCUACAUCCGCAUCAUUCCGCAGAGCUGGAACGGAACCCUCUGUAUGAGACUGGAGGUCCUGGGCUGCCCCCUGCCUGAUCAGGACUUCGUCCUGCACAGACUCAAUGAGGUGACUCCAGUGGACUACUUAGAGUUCAAACACCACAGCUACUCCGAGAUGAUUUCACGGAUGAAAGCAGUGCAUGAAGAGUGUCCCAGCAUCACCCACCUCUACAGCCUGGGCCGCAGCUCCAGUGGGCGGGAGAUCAUGGCCAUGAUCAUCUCUGGGAACCCGACCGAGCACGAGAUAGGAGAGCCAGAGUUCCGCUACACAGCCGGUCUCCAUGGGAAUGAGGCGGUGGGCCGAGAGAUGCUCCUACUCCUUAUGCAGUACCUAUGUAAAGAAUACAAGGACAGGAACCCUCGAGCUCAGCGGCUUGUGGAGGGAAUCCGCAUUCACUUGGUUCCCUCGCUGAAUCCAGAUGGACAUGAAAGAGCUUUUGAAUUCGGGUCAGAGCUGAGCAGCUGGACCACCGGCCACUUCACAGAAGAUGGCUUUGACAUUUUCCAAAACUUCCCGGAUCUGAAUACCAUCCUGUGGGAUGCAGAAGACAAAGGACUGGUGCCCAAAGUGACCCCCAACCACCAUGUGCCCAUACCAGAGAACAUGGAGGCGAACAGCUCUAUCGCCGUGGAGACCAGGGCCAUCAUCUCCUGGAUGAGAAGCUACCCGUUUGUGUUGGGCGCCAACUUCCAGGGCGGCGAGAGGAUUGUGGCGUAUCCCUUCGACAGCUUCCGUCUCAACAAACCGCCUGAGGACACCAAGCCUCACAGCCGCAAGAAGAGACAGUACGAAGAGGAGGAGCCCUUCGAUGUGACGGCGUGGGGGCGGGGCUAUCAGGAGGAGCCUGAGGAAGACUGGAGGGGCAGAGGUUAUGCUGAGCCAGCGGAGGAGUGGCAGGGCCAGGGUUACGACCGGGGCUAUGACCGGGGCUACGACCGGGGCCAUGACCCAGGGUACGACCAUGGCUACGACCACAGGCAGGACCCGGGUUACGACCACGGUUAUGGCCAAAGAGAGGAAGAGGAGGACACCAGAGGAGGCGGGUAUCAGUACUCGGAACCAGAGGACGAACCCCGGGCCAUCCCCGACGAGUCGCUCUUCAGGUGGCUGGCCAUCUCCUACGCCUCCACUCACCUGGCAAUGAUGCAGAACUUCCACACCUCCUGCCAGGGAGACACGGCCGUGGGAGGACAUGGCAUCGUCAACAGAGCCAAGUGGAGGCCUGUCUCAGGAAGCAUGAACGAUUUCAGCUACCUGCACACCAACUGCCUCGAGUUGUCCAUGUUCCUGGGCUGUGACAAGUUCCCACAUCAGAGUGACCUCUCAUACGAAUGGGAGAAGAAUAGAGAGGCCAUGCUCGUCUUCAUGGAGCAGGUUCAUCGAGGCAUCAGAGGGAUUGUGAAGGAUCAGCUAGGAAACCCGAUAGCCAACGCCACAGUGUCCGUGGAGGGCGUUAACCACGACGUCACAACAGCUCCCUCCGGGGACUACUGGCGUCUGCUGAACCCCGGAGAGUACCGGGUGACGGUGCGAGCGGAGGGCUUCUCACCUGAAACCAAACUCUGCGUGGUGGGCUACCAGUCAGGGGCCACCACCUGCAGCUUCAACUUGGCCAAAUCCAACUGGGAUCGGAUCAAACAGAUCAUGGCUCUCCACGGAAACAAGCCCAUCCGUCUGCUGAGCAACGGCAACAGGAGACCUCAGUAUCCGCUGGUCCUCAACAGCAACAGGCGCGUGGUCUCGCACGGCUCGCAUCUGACCAGCGAGCAGCAGAGGAGGCUCCGGAUCGCCCGCCUCCGUCGCCUCCGACAGCUGAGGCUUUUGAAAUUGAGAUCCAUGACGACCACAACGUUACCACCUACCACCACCACCACGAUAGCCACAACGCCAGUGACCACCCAGUCCUGGUACAACCCGUGGUUCAUAGGGGAGGGGCAGUCCUCCACACCGGGCGGCUUCACAGACUCCAUCCUGGACUAUAACUAUGAGUACAAGAUCGACGACUAUUAACAGACACACGCACAGUCACAUAUCAAACCAGCCCCCACCCCUCCGUGUCUGCCUACCUGUAGUUACAUGAAGGAACCCAAAGGUCCACAACAGGCUCAAUCACUUCAACUGUAUGAUUUGUAUAGUGCAACCGUUUCCAACUAUUAAACAGAAUUACC
Synchiropus splendidus (mandarinfish) is the source of this 4428-nucleotide messenger RNA. RefSeq names its product AE binding protein 1b (gene aebp1b). The transcript is spliced from 22 exons. The record is from RefSeq and is a predicted model, not a curated record. NCBI's taxonomy places the organism in Eukaryota, Metazoa, Chordata, Actinopteri, Syngnathiformes, Callionymidae. Gene Ontology annotation, molecular function: metallocarboxypeptidase activity; RNA polymerase II transcription regulatory region sequence-specific DNA binding; DNA-binding transcription repressor activity, RNA polymerase II-specific. The coding region runs from base 551 to 4270 and encodes 1239 amino acids. Gene Ontology annotation, biological process: negative regulation of transcription by RNA polymerase II; proteolysis.